AUGGAGGAUCAAAAUGCAGGUCAUGGGUUGAGCAAGGUGCUCCGCAAGUUGAAGCCUUACCUUGCUAUGGUGUCCCUUCAGUUUGGCUACGCCGGAAUGUAUAUCAUCACCAUGGUUUCAUUCAAACAUGGCAUGAGCCAUUGGGUACUCUCCGUGUACCGUCAUGUAGUUGCCACUCUUAUCAUGGCCCCUUUUGCAUUUGUCCUCGAAAGAAAAGUACGGCCAAAGAUGACUCUCCCCAUCUUCCUGAGAUUAGCGGCGCUCGGUUUCCUUGAGCCAGUGCUUGAUCAAAACUUGUACAACAUGGGGAUGAAGAUGACCUCAACAACGUUUGCAUCGGCCACCGUUAAUGUCCUCCCAGCCAUUACUUUUAUAAUGGCACUCGCUUUCAGGUUAGAGACAGUAAACUUGAAAAAAAUACACAGCAUAGCCAAAGUAAUUGGAACCGCGGUAACAGUGUCAGGAGCCAUGGUUAUGACUUUGUAUAAAGGCCCUGCCCUUCAAAUCAUAAAGGGUCAAGCAGCAAAUCAUGGCAGUGCAAGCACCGAAUCCUCUGACCAACACUGGGUUCUAGGCACAUUGAUGCUUAUAGCAAGUUGUGGUGGUUGGGCUAGCUUCUUUAUCUUGCAAUCUUUCACUUUGAAGAUGUACCCAGCAGAGCUCUCGAUGACAUCUUGGAUUUGCUUUUUGGGUAUUUUUGAGGGUGCAAUUGCAUCACUUAUAUUUGAACGUGACAUGAGUGUUUGGUCCAUAGGCUGGGACUCAAGGCUUCUCGCUUGUGUUUAUUCUGGGGUGGUGUGUUCUGGAAUGGCAUAUUAUAUACAAGGAGUUGUGACAAGAGAACGUGGACCGGUGUUUGUGACUUCUUUCAGCCCUCUAUGUAUGAUAAUCACCGCUGCAUUGGGUUCCAUUAUCUUGGCUGAGCAAGUUCGUCUGGGAAGUAUAAUUGGAGCUAUUAUCAUUGUCUGUGGACUUUAUACUGUGGUAUGGGGAAAAAGCAAAGACAGUUUGAACACCACAGGUGGAGGGAAAAGUGAAGUCCAAGAAUUGCCUAUAAAGGAUGGUACACGAUCAGGAUCAGACAAUUUUGACAACAUUGAGGUCAAUGUUCCUGUUGAGAUGAAGGGGGUAGGAAAUAAUGUCCUAUCUUCAACAAGAUCAUAA
Messenger RNA from Gastrolobium bilobum, 1164 nucleotides. Its product is annotated as WAT1-related protein At4g08300-like. Lineage: Eukaryota; Viridiplantae; Streptophyta; Magnoliopsida; Fabales; Fabaceae. The transcript has 7 exons. Gene Ontology annotation, molecular function: transmembrane transporter activity. The coding region runs from base 1 to 1164 and encodes 387 amino acids. Gene Ontology annotation, cellular component: plasma membrane. The record is from RefSeq and is a predicted model, not a curated record.